AUGUGUAUCAGGCAGAGAACGGAGCUUUUUCUUGUGGUGUGUUUUUGUUCCAUCCAGGAGAGAACUCUGAGAAAAGAGCUUGAGGAAGAGAUGGCAGAAGCAUCAACAGAGUCAAAUGAGGACGUGUCAGAGGAGACAGAGGACCUGGAACCUCUGGAACCAGACGACAGUGGUACCUUCCAACAAGUCACAAACCUCCUCAACAUCAUGGACAGCGAGUCAACCAAAACGGACGCUGCUGGGGCAGGUCCUGACCUGCGGAAGACGCUGGCCUCAGUGAUCAUCAGGGAGAAGGCCACCACUGAGCCCUCUGUGGUGAUGGACGCUCUCAUCCGCUGCCUGCAGGUACCGGAGAUUUCCACUCAGCGCAAAGUCAACAUUUACAGCAUCCUCCAGGAGAUCAUCCAGCAGGAGGGGGAGCUGGGGGAGCACUGCGUCCAGAAGCUGGUCACCAUCGCCUCCAAGGAGAUGAGGGAGAUGCUGCAGGUGGAGGGCUACGUGAGGGCAGAGGUGGCCAGCGACACCCUGGUGGCCCUGUCCCUAAACCACUUCAGCUUGGUCAUGUAUGAGCUGCAGCACCGCCUCAGACCCCUCAACCUCACCGAAGAAUUUGUCAUCAUCACCCUGGCGAAGCUGGCCAAUGGCAAUGUGUCUGAGUUCAUGCCAUACAUGGGCAUCACCCUGGCUACCAUAUUCACCAUGCUGAGGCUCGCCAAUGAAGCCAAGAUGCGCCAGGUGAUCUGCAGGGCCAUGGAGACCUUCUGCGAGACUGUGCAGUUUUACCUGAGGCACCUGGAGGACAGUGUGUACCCCGUGAUGACCGAGGAGCAGUUUGCUGUGAAGCUGUUCCCCAUGUACCGCUAUUUUGUGACCGUGUGGCUGAGGGAUAACAACCCCGAGGUGAAGCUGGGGCUCAUCAAGUCCCUGAAGCCUAUGCUGAACCUCCUCCGGCCCAAUGACGGCCUGCGGGAGCAGGUGUACGACUACAUCCCCCUGCUGCUGGCAGAGUACCAGGGCCGCCUGGAGGCACUCUUCAUCACACAGAUGAGGGGCCGAGUCUUGAGGCAGAUCCUGGAAAUGUCAGUGACCGCUAACACCCCUGUCCCCCAGAUGCAGCUGCACACCAUCUUCACGGAACUGCACGUCCAGGUGAGGCUGGCAGGCUGUGCUAGGCCCCCCGCCCAGCAGCAGUACAGCAGCCGGAACCUGACGGAAGUCGUGCACUGCUUCAUAGCCCUUGCCCGCUCCUACCCCAAGGAGCUGAUGAAGUUCUUCCUCAGCCAGAUGGAGAAGAGCAAGGAGGCCAUCCGCGUGGGGACCCUGACCCUGAUUAGGGCAGUGGUGAGCGCACAUGAGCCCAGAAUGAAUAUCAGGACCAUCCACCUGGCCAUCUGGGUGGUCAAGGACACACUCUCCGACACCCGGCCCAAGGUGAGGAUGGCUCUUCUCCGCAUCAUUGGUCAGUUGGCCCUGUCCGGCUUCCAGGACAGGAUCAAAGGCUGGGGCCUGAAGUACGUGUCUGUGCAGCUGACCUUGUCCACCUACAAGCUGGCACAUCGCCGGGAGAGCUUUUAUCAGAGGAACUUGGAGGAGAAGAUGGUCCACAAGGUCACCAUGGACACCGUGAGGAUCAUAACCUCUUCUGUCAGUGGGAUGAGCAACGAGUUUUGGGUGAGGCUCCUGUGCUACAUCAUGGAGACGGAUCACACCGAGGCCUUGACCCCCACCUGCCUCAGUCUCACGAGCCUGGCAGAACGCCAGCUCCACGCCGAGGACAGGGAAGCCAACGCGACCAGCAAGAGCAGGCACGUGGAUCUGCCUGCACUGCAGAAACUGCUGGCCCGUCUCCUGGUGCUGAUGUCGUCCCCCUACAAGGGGGAGGGACGUGGGAUCGCCAUGCUCAACCUUCUGAGGACCCUGAGCCAGAGCAUCGCCCCCGCCAUGGCCGACACGUGGGAGCUGGAGAUCCCCCUGCUGGUCAAGUACCUGGAAGAACACACUGAGUUUACAUGGAACCAGGAGACAUGGGAGGACAAGCUGAUUCAGUUUCUGAGAAACUCCCUCAAGAAGACUUGGGGUUCCAACUGGAGCCUGCAUCUGAGCAAAGAGCUAAACAACCAGACGGAGAGCUUCGACAGCCCCUCCCUAGAGAAGGGCUUUCUGUACCGGGCCUUGGGCUUCACCUUGGCCACGGGCCUGGAGGCUGACAAGGUGGAGGUGCUACUGCUGGAGCUGCUGUACAAGACAGACUACAGCAACGACUUCGACCGGGAGGGUGUGAUUCUGUGCUUUGGCCUGUGUGCCCGGGGCCAGGUGAAGGCGGUGCUGAACGUGCUCCACGACUUUGAGGAGAGGAUCCAGGAGUUGGAGCAGUCCUGGCAGAUCGGCGCUUGGCGGAAGGACCAUCCCUGGAGGCGGGAGACAGUGAAGGGUGCCCUCAUGGUGAUGUACAGCUGUGUUGCCUCCUACUGCCACCCGCAGAUGCUCCUCACCCACGUGGACAACCCCAUCACUGCUAAGAUCAUUCACCACUACUCCAGCAGCUGCCAGGACAUCUGCCUCAAAAUGGCCUUCAUGAAGAGUGUGGUGCAGGUCACCGACGCCGUCAAGAACAUCAAGGACCUGGAAGACUUCCAAUUUGCCCCAAAGGCGACCCUUACUGGUAUUAUCAUGGUGAUCAUCAAGGCAGAACCAACUGACAGCCUGGUUUCUCCAGUGCGGACCAUGGCUAUGGAUGCCCUCUCGUACUUGAGCAAACUGAAGCCUUUCUACUCCACAGAGGAAAACAGUGACCUGAUGGAUAUUAGUAUACAUUCUGUCAUUUCUCUCCAACCCCCAGGAGAGAACAAUGAGUCCAUUAAGACCCUGUAUGUGAACGCCCUGCGUGCCCUGGAGCAGCUGAUGGAGGGCCUCGUGCAGAGGCAGCUGGACCCCAAGGGACUGCAGGAGAUGAUGCACCUCCUGGAAAAGUGGAUCUUGUCGGAGAAAGAAUGGGAGCGGGAGAGGGCGAUCAACCUCCACCUCCAUCUCAUGCAGAUCUACGUCCAAAGCGUCGGUGUCUGCAUCCCUCUGCAGCUGGGGCAGUUUGGCACUCUGGUCGGACUCAUCGCCCCAUGCACCUGUGACUCGCACAGAAGAACCCGCCUGGCCUCCAUGGAUGUCCUUUCCAGCCUCCUGGAUCUUCAUGCAAGCCAGACCUGCUCCUCCUGGGGCGCUUCUAAGGAGUUGGAGCUUGAGAAAGGUAAGGGGGACCUGCAGGGCUCGGACAUGGAGAAGAUUUUCAGUGCGUCCUCCAGAAUCGCCAAGGUGGCGUGCUUGCAGUUUAGCUGCGAUGAGGUGGUCUCGCUCGUCCAGAAGCUCUGUGAGAACAUCGGGGCCAUGAACCUCCAGCAUGACAAGGCCUCCGUCACCUGGAUAGGCACCUUCCUCCAGAUGCGGGUCACGGAGCUGGAGGACAAGGUGGCGGAGAUCCUGGGCGCCAUCCUGGUGCACCUGCCGGUAGUGGAUCACCCGGAGGUGCGGCGCCGCCUCAUCGAGGGCGUCCUUCUGCUGGCGCACUACCACCAGGAGACCGUCCUCACGUCACUCCUGCGGCAGCCCCUGCCCAUGGAGAGCCAUUUAUCGGAGGUGUGGCUGACUGUGGCUGAGAACUUGCCCUUUGCCCGGAUGAUGCUACAUGCACUGAUGGGUCGGCUGCAGUCGAGGUUCACGCCCAGGGCCGACGCCACCUCCAAGGCUGACAUCUGGCGCCUGGCCGCAGUGGACCCUCUGAUGACCCUGUGCACCAUCCAUCUUCUUAUUGAGAAGAUGGACCAGGAUGACAAGCUCCUGGACCUCUUCCCGGACCUUGUCUACACCCUCCUGCUGCAGCUCAGCAGCAGCCAGGGGCCGGAGGCCAUGUCGCCCGUCCUGAAGACAUGGAGGCUCGUCCACACGGGGACCCUCCCUGAGGAGAUCAACGUGCAAAGGAUCACAAUCAAAUCCAUGCAGCUUUUCCGGAAACUCAACAGCGAGCCGCUGCUUUGCACCCUGGAAGAGCAGGGCGUGUGGACACUCCUGGAGAGCAGCUCCACAUUCCUGCAGGGAGUGAGCCUGCUGGCCAGGCUGUGCGUGCAGAACGCGGAGGGCUACCGGCAGAGGCUGUCGGAGCUGGUGCUCAGGGGCAUGGCCUCGGAGGCCCUGAGCUAUCGCAUCAGCAGCACGGCGGUCUGCGUGGAAUUCAUGAGUGUCCUGAUCCUGUACCAGGAGAAGCUGCUGAAGCCGGCAGUGCUGAUGCUGGAGAAGGGCGUGGACCGGGAGGACGAGGCCCUGCGGGUGCUUUCCCUGCGCGCCCUCGGCAACAUGGCCCUCGGUGCCCCCAAGAAGGUGAGGCAGUACUGGAAGCUUUUACUGGAGAAGUGCCUGUGCUCCCUGAGGGGGCCUGUGAGCACCAGCGUGACCGCCGAGGGCCUGGAGGCCCUGGCCAAGGUCCUGGCUGAGCUGCGGGAAGGGGACGUGGGGUCCGACUUCCGUGCCAUCUCCGAGCGGUGCAGAGCCUUCUUUGACCACGAGAGCGAGCUACUGUGUUUAAAAGCCUUCCUCCUCUUUGGGAAGCUGGCAAAGGUGGUCAGGAUUUCCAAGAAGCAUUUCUUCAAAGAGGAAGUGAAGAAAGCCUGGGUUCCCCUCAUGCUGCACUGCCAGGACCCCUGCUCCGAUGCAGCCCAGGCCUGUGUGGCUACCAUGUUUCAGUGUGUGCACUUCUGGGGCUGGAAGGCCCUGGAGAGCUCCUCGGACCAAAGUGAUGCCAUUGCCCCCAAGGACAUGACCAGUUUCCAGAUAACCCUGUGCUCUGUCUUGACUCAGAAAAAGCCUGCCGUUCUCUACAGUUUCUUGCUAGAAACAAUGACCUAUGUUAAAAGUAACUUGUCAAGGAUCAGAAUCGCUGCAUGUAACCUGGCAGGAAUCAUUAUGAAGCAGAUGUCUGCACAUUACCUGAAAAAGCUGGACUUUCCUACAUUACGGAACUCUCUCCAGGAGCUACAGCUGGACUCGGAUCCUGGGGUCCGGAGGGCAUCCCUGGAGACUCUCAAAAUCUUGGAUACCUGUAGUUGUCACUGGCUUUUGGCUUCACCCUAA
This is a messenger RNA of Eubalaena glacialis (North Atlantic right whale), 5115 nucleotides long. RefSeq names its product maestro heat like repeat family member 2A (gene MROH2A). The record is from RefSeq and is a predicted model, not a curated record. Gene Ontology annotation, cellular component: cytoplasm. The coding region runs from base 1 to 5115 and encodes 1704 amino acids. The transcript is spliced from 43 exons. NCBI's taxonomy places the organism in Eukaryota, Metazoa, Chordata, Mammalia, Artiodactyla, Balaenidae.